ACUCUUUCCCAUGGAAGAAAUAAAUUUAAUGAAACGACAAAAAGGCCCAAAAUUAGGACGACAAAAACAAAAAACAGGUUCAAAGUCCGCCUCUCUUCAAAGUCUGUCUCUCACUUAAAACAUCCCAAGAUUAAAAACGCCCCAAGUCAGACGUCACAAUCUGAAGAACACAGAUAAAACACGACCACAAAGAGACGAAAACCCGCAGCAGAAAUGCAAAUUUCUGCAGCCCGUCCUGUGCAGAGCAAACUACAGGAGAGGCUCCUCUUUCUGUUCAAACACUGAAAGUGGAGCUGGUCUGUGUGUAAAACCUCCGGGUGUGGUUUUUUUUUAAAAGACCUCCCGCUGGCCGGGAGCACGCCUGAAGAGCCGACGUGCCUCUGACAGAGCUCACUGCACGGCACAGGAUGAGGAAAUGAAGUGGAGCAAGCCUUUAUUGCCUUGCAAAUAUCCCUGAGCUGAACGCGCCGAGAACCUUUGCCCGCCAGGAUCCGCUCCCAGCCGAUGCCGGACGCUAACAAACUGGGAAGUUGUGCUUUUUUCUACGAAACUGAGUUUUAACUUUUUGGACCGAGAACCAGAGCUGAAAUGGCCGACCCCAGCCCCCCGCCGCCCGUCGCCCCGGGCAACGCCGCCGCCGCCGGCCCCUCGGCCAAGAUGGACCAGGUGCAGAGCCAGGUGAACGAGGUCAAAGUCAUCCUCAAAGACAACAUCAACAAGGUGCUGGAGAGGGGCGACCGGCUGGACGAACUGAUCGGCAAAACCGACGACCUGCAGGCCUCCGCCGACUCUUUCCAAAGGACGUCCACGCGAGUUGCCCGGAAAUACUGGUGGAAGAACGUUAAAAUGAUGAUCAUAAUCGGCGUGGUGGUGCUGAUCGUGCUGAUCCUCAUCAUCCUCGCCGCCACCAACGUCAUAUGAACCCUCGCUUUCGGACUUUAAAGACAAAAGGCGACUCCCCCCUCCCCCAACUCCCUGGGAAAAUAAGUAUGUAAAUUCAAACCGGAGAUGAUUAUCGAUUAAUGAGGUUACUUAGCAAAAAGACUUUGAUAAUGUUAAGGUGGAAAUAGGAGUUUGAGAGAUUCAACUGUUCUGAUGUGAGCUGUCUUUAACACUCCAGCGGUCACAGACACAACGUACAACCACUAAUGAUGCAACACAGCUCCAAGGGAGUGUUUAUUCUUUUUAUUUUGAAGCAUCUAAAUGUCCAAUACAGCUUGUGUGUGUAUAUAUAUAUAUAUAUAUAUAAUGUGUUUAUGACUGCCAAACUCUGUAAUAUCUUGUGUAUAAUGUGACUGAUGACUUAUGAUAAAGAGGGAUAAUGUUGGUAUUGUAAAUGUGAGCGGUUCGUUCCAACAAACACGAGGUUUCAGUUAAGGAGGAAACAAAGCAAAUUCACAGGCAGCCGUUGAAAACAUUAAAUACAAAAACAAAGAACCAAACAAACAAAGAGGAACACAAAAGGCAAAAACUCCAGGCUAACUAAAUGAAUCCAAACCACUGAAAUAGUGGGGUAAAUAUGGGGGAAUGGGAUCCAGGUCACUCCUCCUGUACUGUCUUACGACUAGCUAUGAGAACUCUGUUGCCCCGUCUCUCCGUCCCAACGUUUCCACCAGCGCACGGCAGACUUUCAUCGCUCUGAUGCCUAUGGAAAACAAACAAACACAAAUCAGCUAUAGACUAAAACCACACCGUCCAAUUUCUAAAAGAAAAUGAGGAAUCCCCUUUGUUUUUUUACGUCCAGUGUAGUAAAAAGAAUAAAAAAAACAAACUGAGAACAAUUAUUUUAACACUUUACAGAUUAAAGAGUUGGGAAGUUAAAACUAGAGAUCCUGAAGUGUCAUAAACUGAAGAGGUCAAAGCCAAAAUACUAAAUGGAAGGAACCUUUGGAUUGGUCAAAGUACACGUUAAAGAAGGCAUUACAUGCAAAAAACUCUGCAAAUGUGGCGACACUUAGAUUCUCCUUGUUUUACCAAAGGUUGUAAGAGGAAAAUGUGUUACAAGAAAAUUAACAAAAGAGGAGUCUUUUCCAUCGCUGUCAGUAACACAAAACAGAAAAAAUACAAUUACACAAAGUAAAGCACUUUAUCCCCCAUCACAGUAGAGUCCAAAAUCGAACCAUGUUUAAGCUCUGGGACUACUGGCUAAAUAAAGAAACAAGCAUUUUAGGUAAGAUUAGGAGUGCAUAAAUUUACAUUGGGAACUGGAAAGUCCAGAGAAAGCUGUACAUCUCCUUUGAAAAGCAAAUAGUUAUUUUUUUACAUACUUAUAAAUCAUUACUUGUGGGGGGGGUAAGGGCCUGUAAAAAAUGACAAUUACAUGUGUAUAUUUUUAAGUCUUACAUUACAAAAAACAGUUGCAAAGAAAUUAAAAAUGGAAAGAAAGAUGACAAAGCUGGACGUGUCCCAUAUUGUUUAGUUUAGAAAUGCUGAUACAGGAUGUUGUAAGACCAUACCAAAUGGCAGCAUUCGAGAGCGUAUGCUUCUCGUACCCGGUCCGCAUUGAGCGGGCCCUGAGAGUAUCUGGGAGUCAGCUCAUGGCCUGCAAGGAAGCUCCGCUGGCAGGUACAAACAAGGUAUGUCAGAGUUAGGAGACAACAUACUUCCUUUUCUGUUUCCUUUGCACAUCCUUAACUUUGGCAUCCAUUUACUGUAGUAGCAGUACUUUACCUGUUAACUUUACAGUUUAAAAAAAAAAAAAAAAAAAAAAGAGAAGGUGCAAAAAGAGGCAGCAGAAGGCCGGCUGUUAAAGAUAAUCGCCACAAAACAGCGUAGCGUCUAUGUUACCACUACUGAAAAGCACUUGAGGGUGCUGAGAGAAAGAAAUUUACAUGAGAACAAAAAAAAAAAAAAUUACACAAAAUGUAAACAAAACACCAAAGUUAAUGUAACUACUUUAAGUUUAAGCCAAGAGGUGGAUUUUUGUGCCCACGUACCGACUGCAGAGGGGAGGCUGUCCUGCGUUAGUACGGCU
This is a messenger RNA of Menidia menidia (Atlantic silverside), 2974 nucleotides long. The record is from the annotation of a GenBank genome assembly. Lineage: Eukaryota; Metazoa; Chordata; Actinopteri; Atheriniformes; Atherinopsidae.